Molecule: messenger RNA, 1410 nt
Organism: Symbiodinium sp. CCMP2592
Lineage: Eukaryota; Dinophyceae; Suessiales; Symbiodiniaceae
Source: the annotation of a GenBank genome assembly
AUGGUUGGGGCAGGCAGCACCGCCGGAUCCGUAUCGAUCUGUGCUACCCAGCUUUAUCGUCAUGCAGCGGCGGACUGUCACAGGGUAUGGCAAAGAGCGCUUCAACUUCUCGCUCCCGGUGCAGAUGAGAAGCUGUUCUUCGAUGUUAUCUGUGUUUUGGGGAAUGCCUGGCAGUGGCCGCUUGCAGUGGAAGUCUUGGACCACAUGGCCAGGACCAGUGUGCAGGCCACAGUCUUCUGUUUCACGGCGGCCGUAAGUGCGUGCGAGAAGGCUACUCGGUGGCAGACGGCCGUCCAACUGCAAAGUGACAUGGGACGUGCGAGAGUUCGACCUAACAUCGUGACUGUCAAUGCCCUCAUCAGCGCAUGCGGGAAAGCCAGCGAGUGGCAGCUUGCAAUGCAUUUCACGUUCAGCGUGCAGAGGGCCGAGAGACUUAGGGCGGAUCAGGUCACAUACUGUGCAGCCAUCACAGCAUGUGAGAAGGGGCUCCGCUGGCCACAGGCCCUUCACAUUUUUGCUUCAAUGCCCGGCGCUAGAUUGGUGCAAGACGUGGUUGGUUUUAGUGCCACCAUCAGUGCAUGUGAGAAGGGCGGGCAAUGGGAGAGGGCCCUGGGACUGCUGGCACAGAUGCCAACGGCAAGGGUCGUGCAGGAUGCCGUUUGCAUCAGUGCCGUCAUCAGCGCCUUUGAGAAAGGCACGCAGUGGCCCCUGGCACUCCACCUUUUGGCAGCGCCAGCAUUCAGAUUCGUCCCGAACGAAGUCAGCUUCAGUGCUGCCAUCAGUGCUUGCGGCAAAGGAGAACAAUGGCAAAGAGCCUUGCAGCUUCUGGCCGAUAUGCCGACGGUACGUGCUAAGCCCAACCAGGUCACACUAAGCGCUGCCGUAAGAGCCUGCGGAGAACACUGGUGGAUUGCACUUCAACUAGCACUGGGACAAGAGACGAAGGCACUUUGCAACGAGGUCGUCCGGCAUGCUGCCAUCAGUGCAUGCGAAAGAGCCGGGCAGUGGAAAGCGGCUUUGCACCUGCUUUCAAGCUCGUGCUUGGUCCAGGCUGCUCGAGAGGAGAUCAUGUACACUUCGACAAUCGGUGCAUGUGCCAGAAGCUUGCAGUGGCAGAGGGCCAUUCAGCUUUUGUCAGGCAUGCGUGCAGAAGUGGUGGAGCCAACGGAAAUCAGCUACAGUGCUGUCAUGAGCGCAUGCCAUGAAGCAGGUAAGUUUAAGCCUGCACUUAGCUACAUGUCAGAAGAGACCUGUGUGCGGACGUUGCGUGGGAUCCAUUUUGCGCAAGUGAAUUCUGGGCCUCGGCAUAGUGCCAGGAAUUGCUGGGGCACGGGCAAAGUGCGUUUCAGCUGCCACAAAGACAAAGCAUGGCUGGUGUGCAGACACAGGACGAGUACUCAGUCUUCCUGA